GGUUGAGAGCUAUGGCUGCUAACCAAAAGGUCGGCAGUUCGAAUCUACCAGCUGCUCCUUGGAAACCAUAUGGGGCAGUUCUACUCUGUCCUAUAGGGUUGCUAAGAGUUGGAAUAGACUUGACGGCAAUGGGGUUUUUCUUUUUUUUGUAUGUAGUACCUUACAUAUAUCAUCUCAUUUAGUACUUGAGUAAACCUCUAUGAGGGGGCUAUUUUAGACCAUUUAACAGAUGAUAUUAAUAAAACCUACCAUUUAUUAUGCAUCAGCGAUGUGUUUAGUGUUUUGCUUGUGCUACGGAAGUGGAAUCCCUAUAAUACUGUCCAGCUCAGUCCAAUAGAACUUUUCCACAUGAUGGAAAUAUUCUGUGUCUUCACUAUCCUAUGUAGUAACAUUAGGCACAUUUGGCUGGCUACUGAGCACUUGCAAUGUGACUAGUGCAACUGAGGAACUGAAUUUUUAAAUUUUAUUUAAUUUUAAUAAAUUUAAAUGGUCAUGUAUGGCUUAUGGCUACUAUAUUGGACAGUACAGCCUGUACUGAUGAUAUUAUUUCCAUUUUUCAAAGGAGAAACUGGCACAGAGAGUUCUGAAACUUGUCUAAGGUCACACAACUUUGUAAAAAAAAAGUUUUUGAGCAGAGAAAUGCUUUAGAAAUAUUAAUUUGGCAAUGUAUAUAGGAUGGAUAGAUGGGAAGAAAAAAAGCACUUUGGCUGAAAGAACUAAAAAUCUGAAUCGAGUGAUUCCAGUGGGAACUGGAAGAGAUGGUUGCAAAUGACUUACAGAGGUAGAAUUACCAUCCCUUAGUGACAUCAUGUGAAGGCUUUGGAAGAGAGAACCUAAGGUUACUCUAGAUAAGCUAGAAAAAUGGUAAUACUGUUUAUUGAUAUAGAACAGUCAUGAGCUGUUUUGGGAAUGAAGGGGAUUUGUUUCUGGCUGUUCUUUCAAGAAAGAUUUAUUGAGUGAUUACUAUGAGUAAACCCUCUGCUAGGCUUAUGUGGAGAAAUGGAGUCCCUUAUCAAGGAUAUUAUCCACUUAAGGCACUCUCAUAAAUUUUUAUGCAGUAGAAUAUAGUGGGAAACCCUGGUGACGUAGUGGUUAAGUCCUACGGCUGCUAACCAAAGGGUCGGCAGUUCACAUCCAACAGGCGCUCCUUGGAAACUCUACGGGGCAGUUCUACUCUGUCCUUUAGGGUCACUAUGAGUUGGAAUCGACUUGACGGCACUGGAUUUGGUUUUUUGUUUUGGUUUAGAAUAUAAUGAGCUGUAAGUGAUGUGCACAGUCAAAUAUUCUCAGAGGAAGGAAUGCUAAUUUCCAGAAGCAAAAGAAUUAGAGAAGAUUGUGUGCAGAAGGGAAACCCUGGUGGCAUAGUGGUUAAGUGCACCUACAGCUGCUAACCUAGAGGUCUGCAGUUCAAAUCCGCCAGGCGCUCCUUGGAAACUCUAUGGGACAGUUCUACUCUGUCCUGUAGGGUCGCUAUGAGUUGAAAUCGAUUUGACGGCGGUCGGUUUUGGGUUUUGGUGUGCAGAAGAUGGCAUUUGAGCUCGAUGUUGAUGAGUAGGGAGCCUUGGUGGCACAGUGGUAAAGAAUGACAACUGCUAACUAAAAAGGUUGACAGUUUGAAUCCGCCAGCAGCUCCUUGGAAACCAUGUAGGGCACUUCUGCUCUGUCCUUUAUAGUCUCUAGUUUGGUUUGAUGAGUAGGAAGAAUUUGGACCUACAAAAGCAAUAAAAGGGGUUGGGGGAUGGGAAACUAUGUUUUUGGCAAAGGAGUGGACAGAAUGUUUUGAAAAUCUCUUUUGCCAAAACACUUAAAUGCUGAAUAAAGUAUAUUAGCUUUUUAAAUGCAUCGCUUAUGUUGUGGGAAAGAAAGGGAAAUUCCCAGGACUGAAAACCCAGAGAGAAAGCUAAACCAGAGUGGUAAACUGGCAUUGUGGCUCCUUUUGGGGCAUUUGGCUGAUAGCAGAAAUAAAGCACCCAAGAUAGAGAGAUAGGCUUCAGAUGGCUGAACCUCCCAGGUACACAGCUCUACAUGGUACCAUUCACAUGGUCAUCUGUGUAAAUGGUACCUGUGUUUCAGGGUGAUAUUUUCAUAAAAUAUAAAUGUUUUUGCUUGAAAUUGUAUAACUUAUGGCCUUGGAAAACUACCUCCUCCAAGUUGAGCCGGGACCCUCAAAAGUCUACCUACUCAGUGAGAGGUGGGUUAGAAAAAUAUCUCCCUCCUGGCAAAGGAGAUGGUAAAGAAAUGUGUUCAUUUUUUUGCCUCAGUUCCAGGUGGGGGAAUAAAGACACCAGCUGAGAACUUGAAACUCGGGUGUGCCAUCACUCAGAUUCAAGGUUAAAAUUUCCAUACCUACAUGUUCCAAAAAAACUGGAAACCCAAGGGGUCAAAAGUUGGCUCAGUUGGUAAUAUGCCAGGGUGCCUGAAAAAAAUAAACACAAACCCUCUAUGGAAUGACUCACCAUUAAUCUAAACUUUUUAGAAUACAUCUAAAUUAAUAUCAUCUAAAUACAAACUCAUGGUCAGAAACCAUAAAACACAUGUGCAAGGGUUGGCCGAACUGACAAAUAAUGGAACGCGACUCCUGAGAACUUUAGACUGGGGUUAUCAGAAACAAAUUGAUGUUUACAGAAAUAAAACAUAAACAAUUAAAAACAAGAUUUGAGAAGUAAUUAAAAAAUAUGGAAAGUAAGAAUUAUUGUCUUAGAAACCUAUGUUAAGGAAACCAUUAUGGAAUCUUGGCAAGAAAUUGUGGUAACUAAAUAAAUAAAGGGGGAAAAGUAGAUGAAGUGUUAAGGACUAACAAAGAAAAGAAGUGUAUAGGAAAAGAGGAGAUUGUGAUAAUUCAGGCAGGAAAUGACUCAACUCAAGCCUAAAAUGGUGACUUUAGGAAUAAAGGAAAAGGAACUUAUUUAGCAAGAUGUGAAUGUACAGAUUUAGUAACAAAUCAGAUGACCAGGCUAAGUGACAAGUAAAAGUCAAAAGCGAUUGAAAUUUCAUUAUUUGGAAGGUCCGUCUGUGAUGAGGAAGCUGAGCACAGUGGAGGAUUGUGACAGAGCUGGAAAUAUAAUGGUGAACAAAACAGUUGAUUCCUGCUGUCACAGAACUUAAAAUUCAGUGAGGAAGAGAAAACCAAACAAGCAAACUUUUCUGCUUCAGAAGACCUGUUUGAGAUGUGGUGGUUUCAGCAAGGCCUCAGUUUUCUCCCUUCAGCUCUUGUAAUCUGGACUGCUGCAGCUUUCAUCUUUUCAUACAUUACUGCAAUAACACUCCAUCAUGUCGACCCUGUUUUGCCUUAUAUCAGUGACACUGGUACAGUAGCUCCAGAAAAAUGCUUGUUUGGGGCAAUGUUAAAUGUUACUGCAGUUUUAUGCGUUGCUACCAUUUAUGUUCGUUACAAGCAAGUCCAUGCUCUGAAUCCUGACGAGAACCGUAUCAUCAGAUUAAACAAAGCUGGCCUUGUACUUGGAUUAUUCAGUUGCUUAGGACUUUCUAUUGUGGCAAACUUCCAGAAAACAACCCUUUUUCUCGCACAUGUAAGUGGAGCUGUGCUCACCUUUGGUCUGGGCUCAUUAUAUAUGUUUGUCCAGACUAUCCUUUCCUACCAAAUGCAGCCCAGAAUUCAUGGCAAGCAAGUCUUCUGGAUCAGACUCCUGGUGGUUAUCUGGUGUGCGGUCAGUGCGUUUAGCAUGCUGACUUGCUCAUCCCUUUUGUACAGUGGCAAUUUUGGCACUGAUAUAGUACAGAAACUCCAUUGGAACCCUGAGGAAAAAGGUUAUGUGCUUCACAUGAUAACUACUGCAGCAGAAUGGUCCAUGUCAUUUUCCUUCGUUGGCUUUUUUCUGACUUAUAUUCGUGAUUUUCAGAAAAUUUCUUUACGGGUGGAAGCCAAUUUACAAGGAUUAACACUGUAUGACACUGUUCCUUGCCCAGUUAACAAUGAACGAACACGACUACUUUCCAGAGACUUAUGAUGAAAAGGAUAAAAUCUUUCUGUGAUGAUUAUGAUUCUCAGGGAUUGAGGAAACAUUCACAAACGCCACUUACUCUGCUGUGUAAUUUUCAACCAAUUAAUCAAGGCUGACAGUGACAUUUAUGAAUACUGAUAAUCAAGAGACAUGAAAUAAGCCAUUUGAUAAGUUAUUUUAAAGGAUAUCAUCAAGAGGACCAUUUAAAACAUUUAUGCCUAUGCUUUUUUAUCCUAGAAAAUAAAAUCAAAGGACUACAACAUUGUAGUUUUCUACUUAAUUGAAGAGAAACAACCAGAAGGACAUCAAGCAGGCUGCAAAACCCAGCAUUUCACAUUCUGUAAAUCAUUAUAAAGCAUGUUUUGUCUGGAGCACAUAUAUCAGAGACAUUUUCCAGGACCUGCAGUAAUCAGCAUUGGUAACUCCUUUAAAAUUGGGUUUUGAAGCAACAGCUAUGUCAUAUUAAUUAUAUUUCUUUAUCAGCACAGUCUGGAACUCUGUGGAUUUGAAAACUUCUUUAGUAUAAAAAUAGUGAAGACUAUAUUUCUAGGUUCUUUACUUCCCCAGAAAUCAUAGAAUACAUGUUUUAUAGUCUUUUUUAUAUUUUUGCUCUGGAAUCCACCUAUAAAGGGAAGCAGACCGGAACUCACAUGAGCUCAUUCUUUGCAUAAGCUUUGUACAAGAGGCUCUAGCUCGUCUGUCACACAUGCUUGCAAUAGGUUCAUGAAGUGUAGUCUCUAGUAUGAGAUUUUAAUCAUCAAUGAAGGAGAUGUAGCUAUAGGUAAAAGAUUUAUUCCAACCAUAGGUUACACGAAAUAAGGAUUCGUAUUCAUAAACACAACCGAGAAGUUUGUGAAUAACAGCAGAUAGAGCAAUAUCAAACAAAAGUCACCUCGAACUGCAAUCAAGUGCUUCUUAGGUUUUCCUUCACUGCAAAUUAUAGUUACUUUAAAAAAAAAAAAAAACUUGUAGAGGUAGUCUUAAAUGUGCAAUUUUUGAGCCUUUUUAAGGGAAUUGAUUUUUAUAGGCUCUAAAUUCUAAAGAACAAACUCAGCAGUUGAGAAAAACUAGGUUCAAAAUAAUUAUGAUGAAUUCAUCUACCAAAACAAUAUUCUCUGGUCGUGGAAGUGGCUGGAUAGAUUUUACUUAAAUCCUUGGCUGUGCAAGCAAAGAAUUCUUUACAGAUCCCUGAUAAGAUUGAAAAGAAGAAAAUGCUCAUCUAGAAGGUGCUUACUGGCAAACUGGUUUGCAAAAGAAUCUUCCAAAAAGAUUAACAGGGUUCGUCUUUUUUAGAAGAGAUGGGUCUGUGACCAAAAGAAAAAGUGGCAAGGGCAAGUGUGAAGUGUAUGAGGGAACAAUUUAAGGAAAAAUGCUUAAAUAAUGGAACUUGAGUUCUCAAUUAUGAGUAAAUUGUUGAUAUAGGAGUUAGUAAUAUUUCUGAAUACAUUCUAGACUAAUAAGAUAGAAAACAGGAUAAAAUAAAUGUUGUUUACUUACAUCAAAAGACAGUGAACAUAUGGGAGAUAUUUCACUAAACAAUGGUAGAUUGAAUGGUUCAUCACUUAAUGUCCCCAAAAAUCAUGGUGCAGCCACACCUGUGAAACAGCAUUUAGUCCCGAUUGCUGUGUAUCAAGAAAGCUGUAACUGAAGCUGUGAAGGACCACAGUAUGGUGGGGAAGUGAAAUAUUCCUCAGCCUGUAAAGACUGAUGACUGAGAGGAAAAUACAAUCAAAGUACAUAAUAUUGUAAGUUACGUGUGGGAAAGGAGGUGUAGGGAUGAGCAUGAAUUAGUUUAUCCAUUCCAGAAUAUUAGUCUUAGAGAUAUACACUAGCACAGUGAAGAAAUUCUUUUUAAGACAAAAAAAAUGCUACUUUGAUAGUAUUUGAAUUCAUUUAGUUAACUUUUACCCUCAGAAAUAAUACAGACUGAAAAUAUUCAUAGGUUCAAGAAGCGGUAGAUACCAGUAAAAACCAGUUGUCAAGUCAACUCAUGGUGACUGCAUGUGUAGAGCAGAACUGUGCCCCACUCCAGCUGAUUGUUGGGAAGUAGAUCAACAGGCCUUUCUUCCAAGGUAUCUCUGGGUGGACUCAAACCUCCAGCCUUUCUCUUAGCAGCUGAUCAUGUUAACCAUUUGCACCACCCAGGGACUCCAAGAAGUAAGAUAGCUACUCAUAAUAAGUUAAAGAGAAAUUUGGAAUGUGUGUUCAUCCGUUACCUAAGGCUAAAGUAGUGGAAGAUAGCCAUGCCCUCCCUCAGGUUGUGCCUUUCUUCCAGCAUCAGAUACAGAAGCUCUGAUGGACUGAUAAGGCAUUUCUAAUUCAAUCAGCAUUUUUGUGUUGAAUGUUUACCUUUUAGAAUAAGAGGUCUUAAACUAUCAAAAUUCUCAGAUACUGCUAUCUGCUAAUGAAAAACUCAUUUCCUUUUUGUCCUGGGUACACAGGAAGAAACUCUGUUUUUAUUCACUCCCAUUAGUAAGAUUAUACUGUAGAUUCCUAGAAUGAUAUCUCAUGUUGUAAAUGCUCAAUAAAUUUGUGAGAAAGAUACCUUUUCUUAUCUCUUCUGUAGUACCCAGUACAGACUCAGUGCAAAAUCAAAGUUGAAUAAAUAUCAGCUUAUUAGUGCCUUUGUAUGUCUCAUGCUGUUCAUCUUGCUUCUUAACUAGCCAGGGUGCUGGUUUUAGAAAAAAUGUAUUUACAUAUUAGGAAGGUAAGAAUAUAGAACAGACCUAAGACAAAGGUAAAAUCUUUUUGAGGCGUUCUAGGUCUUAACAAUGUAAGCAACUGUGUACUCCAAAGGGCUUGGUAAUAUGACAGAGUUCAACUGAAGCACAGAAAGCUGAGGGCAUGAGUAGAUUAUAAAGAGAAUGCUCCACCCACACCAAAACCCACUGCUGUCCUGUCGAUUCCAACUCAUAGUGCCCCUAUAGCACAAAGAACUGCCCUAUAGGGUUUCUAAGUUUGUAAAUCCUCAUGGAAGCAGACUGCCACAUCUUUCUCCUGCAGAGCAGUUGGCGGGUUCAAAUUGCCAACCUUUUCAUUAGCAGCUGAGUGCUUAACCACUGUGCCAACAGGGCUCCUUCAGAAUGCUACCAACCAAAAACAAAACCUGUUGCCGUCUAGUCAAUUCCAACUAACUGAACCUAUAGGACAGAGUAGAACUGCCAAGGAGCACCUCGCGGAUUUGAACUGCUGACCUUUUGCUUAGCAGUCAAGCUCUUAACGACUGCACUACCAGGGCUAAAAUACGCAAUUAGGAUGUUGUACAAGAAAUACCUCAUUGUUUGGAAAGCUGGCAGCUCAGCUAAAAAGCAUAGAGGUUUUACUAGAAUUUUGCCAAUGCUUAGGUCACAAGCCUGUUGAAAAGAAAUCCUGAUCAUUCACUCAAAAUAGUUGAAGCCAGUGAUAAAGUUAAUCAAACUAAAGCUGCAAAAAGGCCACCUCCAGCUCAGCUACUACAGAUCAGAUUAAUUCACCCUUCCAUUCAGGAGCCUGACAAAGAAAGAGGUGUACUCUUUUCUGGCAAACUAUUAUUUACUGUGAUCCAUACUGUUCUUUGGUACAAAAUGUUCACAUACAGAAGAGUCAACAGAAGGAAAUUCAGGAAAUGACUCAGAUUUUGGAAUCAUCAGACUGAUAACUAUGAUAAAUAUGCUGAAGCAUCAAAUUGAAAACAUGCAUAAAGAGAUGGAAAAUUUCAGCAGAGAAAUGGAAACUACUAGGAACAAGAAAAAUCUGGAAUAUGAUUUAUGAAUGCACAUAGAGGAGAACAGUAAGUUUUAAGGCAGGCCAAUUGAAAGUACACAAACUGAAAGACAGGAAAAAAGAAUGAAAAAAGCAAAUAGAAUCUCUGAUGUGAAAGCAAAAUCAAAUGACCUAACAUUCUUGUAAUUGAAGUCCCAGAGGAAGGUAGAAUGAUACAAAAGAAAUCUUUGAUGAGAUAAUGACUGAGAACUUUUCUGCAAUUGGUGAUGGACAUGAAUACAUGAACAAUAGUGAAAAUAACAAACUCAAAAGUUUUUUUUAUAAUUGAAAUUGAGAAAACACCUAGCAAGACUGAUCAAGUAAAAAAGAGAAAGCAAAAUUUAACAUCAAGAAUGAAAAAGUACUGAGACCAGAAGAACUAGUUGGUGCCCAGCCACAAUUGAUGACUGCCCUGACAGGGAGCACAACAGAGAGCCCCUGAGGGAGCAGGAGAUCAGUGGGAUGCAGACCCCAAAUUCUCACAAAAAGACCAUACUUAAUGGUCUGACUGAGACUAGAGGAAUCCCGGCAGUCAUGGUCCCCAAACCUCCUGUUGGCCCAGGACAGGAACCAUUCCCGAAGACAACUCAUCAGACAUGAAAGGGACUGGACAGUGGGUAGGAGAGAGAUGCUGAUGAAGAGUGAGCUAUUUGUAUCAGGUGGACACUUGAGACUGUGUUGGCAUCUCCUGUCUGGAGCGGGGAUGGGAGGAUAGAGAGAGUUGGAAGCUGGCAAAAAUGUCAUGAAAGGAGAGACUGGAAGGGCUGACUUACUAGGGGGAGAGCAAGUGGGAGCACGGAGUAGGGUGUAUAUGAACUUAUAUGUGACAGUUUGACUUGAUUUGUAAACGUUCACUUGAAGCUAAAUAAAAGUUAAAAGAAACUUUAGAUGAAAAUAUUUUCAAUAAUAACCAUUAACCAUAUUUUUAAAGAACUUCAGAUGUAACAUAAUAAUCUUGAGCUAUGAUGCCAUGUAGUCAGGAUAUAUCAAGAACAUUCUAAGAUUAUGAAGUCUCUAUAUACCUGAAUAGUAAUUCUUCAACUAAUCCAUUGGCUUUGAUGUUGCUAGAUUCUAAAAAUAAAGUUUCAACCAAGUCAGCAAUCAUUUGCUACGUAAUAUGAGACAAAACACAAGAGGGAAUACUAACAUAGAAAUUUUAACCCAAAGAGAAUCAGGCGCUUCUCUUGAUUUUAACAACAUGUUCCAUGUAAUUUACAUCAUGUUAAAUAAACCUUUUUUAGCACUCUUUCUUUUAUAAAAAAUUUUCUUGCUUUUCAGACUUGUCAGAAGUUUAUCACAAGUGAUUUAGGAAAUAGUACUGCAGUUAUUACACCCUGUCCUUGAGCAUACAGAAUGUGACCCAGCUGGACUCACAAGGACACAGCAACUGGGCCCGGAGGUAUAAAGACAAUAGAAUAAUCUUGGAAAUAUCUUUUAGGGAAACUUUCACGUAAGCCAGAACACAAAAGACUUUCCACUGUUAUCUUUUUCUAUUAACAUUUAGUGAACAGAAAUUUGUUGGACCAAUGAAGACCCUCCUGACUCAUUACUGAAACCUGUACCAAUGAUCUUUAAGAAAGACAAUUCAAAAUGUAUGGUGACAGUUUAUAGCCAAUCUUUGAAAAAGAGAAGCUUUCAAAUGGCUUUGCCCAUUUGUAAUGUUAAUAUAUACCGAUGAUUCUGCAACCUUCCUUGGACUCAGACAGACGUGGCUGUGGCAGCAUACUUGUCUGUUUUCCCAUUCCUGUUUAUUAUGUAAUAUUCUCUAGACUCAGACAGACAUGUCUGGCAGCAUGCUUGUCCAUUUUCCCAUUCUUGUUUAUUCUGUAAUAUGCCUUGGACUAGGGCAGACAUGGCUGUGGCAACAUGCUUGUCCAUUUCCCCACUUUUGUCUCCUCUGUAAUACUCUUUGGACUCUAGGCAGACAUGGCUGUGAAACGUGUUUGCCCGUUUUCCCAUUCUUGCUUACUCUGUAAUAUUUCCUUGGACUCGGGCAGACAUAGCUCUGGCAACAUGUUUGUCCGCUUCUCAACUUUUGUCUUUUUGAAUAUACGCUGAAUAACACUUUAUUUUUGCUUUACUAAACUUUGAGAUGUUUUUUCCCCCUACAACACAAGUUAUCAAGAAACAAUUGUUAUUUAACCAAAGAUCUUAAAAUAAAAACCUUAGUUUUUUUCUUUUUCCCUAAAAAAAAAAAAAAGAAAGAAAAA
This is a messenger RNA of Loxodonta africana (African savanna elephant), 9913 nucleotides long. It is a transcript of the gene DRAM2, whose product is annotated as DNA damage regulated autophagy modulator 2. NCBI's taxonomy places the organism in Eukaryota, Metazoa, Chordata, Mammalia, Proboscidea, Elephantidae. Gene Ontology annotation, biological process: photoreceptor cell maintenance; regulation of autophagy. The record is from RefSeq and is a predicted model, not a curated record. The coding region runs from base 3168 to 3968 and encodes 266 amino acids. Gene Ontology annotation, cellular component: lysosome. The transcript is spliced from 9 exons.